AUGUGCCUUAAUCGCAGCGGCAAUCGCGGGCGCUACGAUCGGGGUGGGCGGCAACCUCCACAUCCGCACCAUCAUCAUCAUUCGCAUCAACAUCAGCAGCAGGGCGGUGGUGGAUGGCGCGGCCACCACGGUGCGGAUGUUGACAGCGCGGGGUACGACCUGCCGCUGCGCCCUUCAUUCCAUGGGCGGGGUGGCGGCGCGCGCCGCGGCGGACGAGGCCAUCAAGAUGAGAAGCCUUUCGAUCGGCAUCUAAACCAGGAAAGCGACGUGAAACCUACCGAGCAUAGGGAUCCAAGCGUGCAGGAGGAUAACCUACCCGCAGAAAAUGAGAACAACAACCAACGGGGAAGAGGUUUCCGCGCUCGAAACCAUCACCGUCCGCGAAGGAAUUAA
Molecule: messenger RNA, 393 nt
Organism: Phytomonas sp. EM1
Lineage: Eukaryota; Euglenozoa; Kinetoplastea; Trypanosomatida; Trypanosomatidae
Source: the annotation of a GenBank genome assembly